Molecule: messenger RNA, 2627 nt
Organism: Phalaenopsis equestris
Lineage: Eukaryota; Viridiplantae; Streptophyta; Magnoliopsida; Asparagales; Orchidaceae
Product: probable LRR receptor-like serine/threonine-protein kinase At4g36180
Exons: 2
Coding region: 30-2627 (865 amino acids)
Cellular component (GO): plasma membrane
Molecular function (GO): protein binding
Source: RefSeq, a predicted model, not a curated record
AAUAGGGAUAGAGCAAGGGAGCCAGAACUAUGCGAACUAUCAUGGAAAGAUUUGAGUUUACUCUACUGCUAAUCUUUACUCUAUCUUUUUAUUGCUUGAGAGCAGAAAGCGAAGGUGGCUUAGCUAUUCGCAAGGUGAGCCAACGUUGCAGUGCUGAGGAAAGAGAUGCCCUUCUUGAUUUUAAGCAAAGUCUAUCUGAUCCUCACCUCUUUCUCUCGGCUUGGAAUAUAGACGAGGAUUGUUGCACGUGGAAGGGAGUGAGUUGUAGUAAUAAAACCAAACAUGUCAUCAGACUUGAUUUUUCUGCUUUUUAUGGCCUUGAGAAUGACUUUGUUUAUGCUGCGUCAUUACAUCCAUCUUUGUUUCGCUUACGACACUUGCAAUAUUUGUGCUUGGGAACCAUUUUCUUCAUUCAAGCGAGGAUCCCAGAUUCUAUUGGUUUCCUCACUAAAUUGAUCUACCUUGAUCUCUCCACUUCCGGGCUCGUCGGGGAAAUUCCACCUCAUAUUGGAAACUUGACAAAACUUAGAUACCUUGAUCUUAGUGAAAAUUUUCUAGUUGCUUAUAACCUCUUAUGGAUGCCCCACCUCUUCUCUUUACAAUUCCUUGAUAUGUCGGUUGUGAAUCUAACAUUCGCUACUAAUUGGUUACAUGAGAUUAGUGUGCUUCCAGCCCUCUCCAAUUUGUAUUUGCAAUCAUGCAACUUACAAACACUUCCGAAUUUACUUCCAUAUUCCAAUUUUUCAUCAACUAUUGAAACAUUUGGUCUUGACGAAAACCACCUCAAUGGAAGUUUGCCAAACUGGUUAGGACAAUGCAAAAGAUUAAAGACAUUAUACCUCGAAUCAAACUUUUUUACUGGAAUUAUCUCAUUUGCCUCUUCAAAUUUAUUAUGUAAUCUAAAUUUUUUGUACCUUAGCUAUAAUAAUUUUACAAAAUUAAGUGAUGGUGUAACUGCUUUAAAAUGCAAAGAAUAUAAAUUGACAAUAAUGGAUAUCUCUAAUAACCAACUGAGCGGAAGCAUACCAGAAUGGGUUGGAGAUAUGCAAAAUUUAGCACACCUUAAUUUUGGAAAUAAUCUGUUUGAUGGACCUAUUCCACAUAGUCUUGGACAACUGACUAACUUAGUUCAUUUAGAUCUUUGUUCCAAUAAUUUGCAUGGUAGUCUCUCUGAAUUUCAUUUUGCAAAUCUAUCACAAUUGAAAUACCAAGAUCUUUCGGAUAAUCAAUUGAAUUUUAACAUGAUUAAAUUCCCACUAUGGCUUCAAAAUCAAAAGCUGCUUGUCAAAUUAGACCUCUCCAAUUGUGGAAUUUCUGAUAUCAUUCCAGGAUGGUUUUGGAAUUUAUCAUCUCAAAUAAUUUACUUGAACAUGUCUCAGAAUGCAAUAAGAGGUGAACUUCCAAUGUCAUUAAAUAUUGCAUUAGGGGCAACUAUCGACUUAAGAUCAAAUCAAUUGGAAGGAUGCCUUCCUCGGCCAUGGAAUUUUGUACGUUCUGUAUCAUUUUCGAAUAAUAAGUUCUCAAGCGGCAUUGAGUUAUAUUUAAAUGGGAACAUGAGUUUGUUGGUGGUGCUUGACCUUUCUCAAAAUCAUCUCUCAAGUGAAAUCCCUAAUUCUAUAUGUCAAAUGCCUUCAAUAAUUCUUCUCGACUUAUCACAUAACAAUCUUUCAGGAGAAAUUCCAACGUGCAAUGGUAAUGUUUCAAGCUAUAAGAUGCUAAAGUUUGUCAGCAUUUCAUACAACAACUUAAGGGGUUUUAUUCCACAAUGGAUAGGGAAUCUACCAAUGUUAAUUUCAUUGCACCUCAACGACAAUGUUUUUCAAGGGAAUAUGCCAUUUUUCAAAAAUUGCAGCAAGCUUAUUACCCUUGACUUGGGCGAAAAUUAUCUUACAGGAAGCAUACCUUUGUGGAUUGGAGAAAAAUUAUUGUCCCUAAAGAUCUUACGCUUACACUCAAAUAAAUUAUGUGGAUCAAUUCCUUGGGAGCUAUCCAAACUAAAAGAUCUACAAAUCUUGGAUCUUUCAAAAAAUUUUCUUUCUGGGCCAAUCCCAAAAUCUUUUAAAUUUCUCAAUUCAAUGACCAUACAAAAUAAGAGGCUUGAAUCUCUAAUUCCUCAGGUACAUUUCGAAAUAAGUGAUCCUUUGAUUCCCAUAUAUCUUUUCUACAUUCCAGGCGUACUUUUACCUGAUUCAAUAAUGAUUGGUAUAAAAGGAAUAGUCCGUGAAUUCAAAUACAUACUCUCUCUUGUGAACAUUAUAGAUCUUUCAUGUAAUAAUCUCACUGGUGGAGUUCCUAUUGAAUUAAUGAGGCUUGUUGGAUUGAUGAGCUUGAAUUUAUCGAGAAACCAAUUCACGGGACAGAUACCAAAUAAAAUUGGUGUUAUGCAAAGCUUAGAAAGUUUGGAUCUCUCAUGGAACGAUUUCUCAGGAGAUAUUCCAGAGAGCAUUGUGUCGCUCACUGCAUUGAGUUUUCUCAACUUAUCUUACAAUCAAUUGUCUGGUAGAAUCCCGUCGGGGACCCAACUUGACACUUUUCAUGAAUCAAGUUAUUAUGGAAAUCCAAAACUAUGUGGAAAGCCACUACAUAAGACUUGCGAAGGUGAUGAAUAUAAAAUUCAUAAUUCAUGA